AUGUCCCAACUGAAACUUUUGUCACAGUCAGAGCUGGCGCUCGAUGCGCGAAGGGAGCACCGAAUCAACGCAAACUCGUUCCAACAGGAUGCGCUGACAACCUUCAACGGGUGGCAGUAUGCCUGCUUUUACCGCCAUAAGGAUGCGACGAGUAAUGUCCUCUUCGUCAGCUUGGCGCGGCGACCCAUCAGGGAUACACUCGGCGAUUGGGAGACAUUGACAUUUGAGGACUAUGAACAAACGGCGGAUGAUGGACACAACACCAUCUCGAUAGGCGUAUGUGAGGGAGACGGCACGAUCCACGUCGCCUUCGACCACCACUGCGAUCCAUUGCACUUUCGCAUGUCAGUACCAGGCGUUGCGACGAGCCCAGAGACACACAAGUGGGAAGCAUCGCUGUUCAGCCCAACACACAAUCAACUGCCGGGAUACACGCGCACCGGCCAAUUGGCGAUUGAAAAGAUCUUCCUGGAAACGACGUACCCUCGCUUCAUUCGCGUCGACAAUGAUCUUUUGUUGAGCUAUCGCAUCGGCAUAGCCGGUGCAGGCUCCGAUCACCUCUUCAAGUACAGCAGCAAGGACCGAACCUACUCCUACAUUGGCCAAUUUCUCACCGGCGUCAAAAACAACCCGUACAUCAACGGCAUUUCUUAUGCCAACGGCCGCGUGCACGUGUCUGGGACAUACCGGGGGUUCGUAUGGUACGAAGGCGUGGACGACCCGGAAGCGCGCCUGCACACGGUGCAGGCUGGACCAAAUGGUCCAGAGAACAACUACAGCCUCUUCUACGUCUCGAGCGACGAUCUCGGCAAGACGUUCAACAACAGCAGAGGCGAGCGGCUGGCGAAUCUCGAGGUCGGCGAGACUGUCUUCCCAGACGCGGAUGGCCUGAUCGUGUUCGACAUCCCGCAGAACAGCGGCAUCCUGAACCAGGAGGCCCAAGCAGCCGACGAGGACGGCGGGUUCCACGUCUUGAAUCGCGAAAACGAAGUCUGGAUGCACUACUACCGCAGCCCCGAGGGCCACUGGAGCAGGUACGCGUUGCCUGACGCGCUGCCGACGCGGACGGGGGCCCGGGGAGAUGUCAUUGCUUUACCCGGGAAAAGGACGGUGGUGUUCGCUCUGCCGGGCAAUCGAGAUAACAAACUCACGGUUGUGGGCGCCAGGCUGCCUGAGACUGCGGCGGCGGAUGAUGCGACGGUGCGGUUGGAGUAUCGCUGCCUGUGGCAGGGGGAUGGGUUUUCCGGGGAGCCGCAGCUCGAGACAUUUGUGUCUGGGUCAAGGCAGGUGGUUUCAAUAUACACGCGAACCGAGGAGAAGCAAAGAAAGGUUGUGGUGUUGGAUUUUGCGCUGGAGGAUGGCCUGUGA
Colletotrichum gloeosporioides is the source of this 1368-nucleotide messenger RNA. RefSeq lists its product as uncharacterized. Bases 1 to 1368 code for a protein of 455 amino acids. The transcript is spliced from 3 exons. NCBI's taxonomy places the organism in Eukaryota, Fungi, Ascomycota, Sordariomycetes, Glomerellales, Glomerellaceae. The record is from RefSeq and is a predicted model, not a curated record.